Ostreococcus lucimarinus CCE9901 is the source of this 615-nucleotide messenger RNA. RefSeq names its product psbQ, PSII-Q, OEE3, photosystem II polypeptide, oxygen evolving enhancer 3 (gene psbQ). The record is from RefSeq and is a predicted model, not a curated record. The coding region runs from base 1 to 615 and encodes 204 amino acids. NCBI's taxonomy places the organism in Eukaryota, Viridiplantae, Chlorophyta, Mamiellophyceae, Mamiellales, Bathycoccaceae. The transcript has 4 exons. Gene Ontology annotation, cellular component: extrinsic component of membrane; photosystem II oxygen evolving complex; photosystem II. Gene Ontology annotation, molecular function: calcium ion binding. Gene Ontology annotation, biological process: photosynthesis.
AUGUCUGUCGCCGCGUCCACGUCCGCCUUCACCGGUAAGGCCAUCGCCCAAAAGAUCACCACCUCGAAGUCCGUCAAGGCGAACACGGUCGUCAAGGCCUCGGCGAACAAGGCUGUGUCCCUCGCCGCCGUCACGGCGGUCGUCUUGAGCGCGACCCCGGCCGCGUUCGCGGCGACGGGCAUCGAGCUCACGGACAAGCGCGUGGAGAACCAAACCGGGUUGCAGCUCAUCUACGAGGCUCGUGACUUGGAAUUGGACCAAAAGCCGCGAUCCGAUGGCCCGUCCCGCUUCUCUUUCCAAAAGCUUUCGCAAAAGGAAACCGCGGCGCGCGCGACGGAGUCUGUGACUCGCAUCAACAAGGAUGUUGGUGAGUACGUCGGCAAGAAGUACUGGACCCAAGCGUCCAACGAGCUUCGCCGCCAAGUCGGUACCCUCCGCUUCGACAUCAACAACCUCGUCGAAAUCAAGGGUGCGGACGCCGCGCAAGCCAAGGCCUUCUACAAGAAGCUCGAAAACCUCGACUUCUCCAUCCGCCAAAAGGACCAAGAAGCCGCCACCGCGCUUCUUGCUGAUGUCCAAGAGACCGCCAGCGCCCUCCUCGCCUCCCUCGCGUAA